This is a messenger RNA of Triticum aestivum (bread wheat), 1307 nucleotides long. Its product is annotated as deoxyuridine 5'-triphosphate nucleotidohydrolase. Gene Ontology annotation, molecular function: magnesium ion binding; dUTP diphosphatase activity. The record is from RefSeq and is a predicted model, not a curated record. The transcript has 6 exons. Lineage: Eukaryota; Viridiplantae; Streptophyta; Magnoliopsida; Poales; Poaceae. Bases 807 to 1190 code for a protein of 127 amino acids. Gene Ontology annotation, biological process: dUTP catabolic process; dUMP biosynthetic process.
CCCGCUCUUCCUCUCCUUUUUCCUAGGUCCUCGGUGCCGCCGCCCAACGUCCCCACCAAGCACCACCCGUCUGCCACCGCCACCGCUUCCCUCUCCCUCUCCACCCACGCGUGCGCCGCCUCCCCCAGCGCCCCAUCCCCCUCGUCGUUUCCUCUGGCAGACGGGGUCGGCCCCGCGGUGGCGACGCGGGGCGACGUGUACCUAGGGCGGUAGCUCGUGGCCGCAGCUGCGGCGGGCGCCCGCACGCGUGCGCUGGAGGAGGACGUCGAGAGGCGCUGCCUCCGCAAGGAGAAGCGGAGAGUCCUGGCCAAGAAGAUGACCCCAACACACACUCCCGCUCCCAUCCUCUUCUCCAGGGAUGCAAGCAGCUGCAAGGAAGGGCGCGGCGGCGGCGGUAGCGGCGGCGUCCUUCCACUCCACCGCCGCGACGCUCUCAAAAUCCACGCCUCGUAUCCGGUUCAACGUCCGAGAAAAGCGCACAGACGCGAAGAAUGCCCUUAAGAGCAUGGACUAACAUGACACAGUGUGUUUCCUUUCGCCUGUCGUCGCUGUCGGCAGAGAAAAUUCGAUGCCAAAUCACACCUGAUGGCUGAUGUAGUGUCCGCACUAGGAAAUGAAAUUCUAAAGUGACGAUUUGUUUAUCUUGACUGUAUGAUUGUUGGACGUGACAACAUUGUCUUGUUUGUAUCCUGUGUGAGCAGAAGAAGAGGCACAACCAACUAAAGACCGUGCUAUGCGGGCGGUGCAAGGUGCUGUUGCACGGAAGGUGUUUGACAAAAUGACCAAGUAAGCUAUUUUUGGCUUACAUGAAGGGAUGCAUGCUCUUCAUCUUGCAGGCUGGCAGCGGUGUUCGCAAAUCACCACGGAGAAAGCACCUGAGCUAUUUACAGAAGGAGGGGACCCAGCCUUCUUCACGGCUCGCGGCAAUGUCUCCCAUUGAUUCAUUCAUGCAACAAGGAGGGUACCCACCCUUCUUCACGUCGCAUGCAACAAGGGUGAUCGACGCGGACUACCGCCGCCUAGUGGGCGUCGUGCUCUUCAACCACUCAGACGUGGACUUCGCCGUGAAGCCCGGUGACUGCGUCGCACAGAUGAUUGUCCAGGAGAUCGUGACGCCGAAGGUCGCCGAGGUGGAGGACCUCGAUACCAUCGUUUGGGGCGAGGGAGGAUUGGGGUCCACCAGCAUCUGAACUCCGAGCCUUGGUAGAUACAUCUAGAGAAGUGGUAUCUUUAGGCUGCUGGUGGAACACUAGGAAAGGUACCCACCUUUGGUUGUAUGCAUUUACUGUUAAAUGGAAUCACGUGAU